Messenger RNA from Corythoichthys intestinalis (scribbled pipefish), 1211 nucleotides. RefSeq names its product transmembrane protein 35 (gene tmem35). Gene Ontology annotation, molecular function: acetylcholine receptor regulator activity. Lineage: Eukaryota; Metazoa; Chordata; Actinopteri; Syngnathiformes; Syngnathidae. The coding region runs from base 128 to 631 and encodes 167 amino acids. The record is from RefSeq and is a predicted model, not a curated record. Gene Ontology annotation, biological process: positive regulation of protein localization to cell surface; chaperone-mediated protein complex assembly. Gene Ontology annotation, cellular component: endoplasmic reticulum. The transcript is spliced from 2 exons.
AGACAAGCAAAGGUUGUCGGUGCGGGCUCACUAUUUGGCAAGGCACCCAGGCAAGCAGCUGCAGCAGCAUCCGGUGCACCGACUCCCAUAUCUCGUCACCUCCAGCGGGACUACUCGGUCUUCAAACAUGCCCUCACCGAGGACGAUAACCAUCGUGGCGCUCUCCUUCGCCCUCGGCUUGUUCUUCGUCUUCAUGGGGACCAUUAAGCUGACACCGAGGCUCAGCAAAGACGCGUACAGCGAGAUGAAACGGGCGUACAAGAGCUACGCCAAAGCUUUGCCGGGCCUGAAAAAGAUUGGGAUCACCUCCGUGCUGCUCCGCAAGAUCAUCGGCUCCCUGGAGGUGGCCUGCGGCGUGGUCCUCACCCUAGUGCCCGGCCGACCAAAGGACGUGGCCAACUUUGUACUCCUGCUGGUCAUGCUGGCUGUGUUGUUCUUCCACCAGCUUGUAGGGGACCCGCUCAAGCGCUACGCCCACGCGCUGGUCUUCGGCAUCCUGCUCACCUGUCGGCUGCUCAUCGCCCGACAGGGCGACGAGCGACCGGAGAGAGAGGAGAGUAGGGAAGAGCAGCAGCCUCUUCAUCAGCAACACGUCAACGACCAAGAAAAGAAUAAGGUCAAGCAGUCUUAGAAGCAUUUUUUUAAGAGCAAGAAUGAAGGGAGUCAGUCAUUGAUAUUUUUUAAGGCAUAUUUGGAACUGUUGGCCAGUCAUCUCCUGACUGUGGAUUCCAGCUCAUCUUGUACCAUUCCUAAUACAGUGCAGUGUUCCCCAGAUUUAUUUGCGUACCUCCCAACUAUAGUAGGAACCAUCCGCAGUCCCUAGAACAUUUUAGGGGGCUAAUGACUUCAUUUUGAAUGAAUGGGAAUUACUCAUUCGAGAUUGUCUUUCACUGGACAUAAUCUUAUUUAAGGCAUAUCCGCACUAUUUGAAGAAGUUUUCAGAUCCUAUUCUAAGAAUUAAACAUCCAUGUUUGGCUGAUCAUUCCCGCCUUUUUAGUAUUUACAGAAUUGUGCAUGCUCCCGAAUUGUCCUAUUUCCCGUGUUAAUACACUAUAUUUUAUUUAUUGUCAAAAGGAAUUUUGACAUUUGUGCGUGUUGGUUCUCUGUCAGAGGAGUACUCUAUUGCGAUUUUUGUUUGGUGCGUGGAGGAUUCCCCCCCCCCCCAAUGGAAAUUUCUCUGAAAUGCUCGAAUAAAAACACAGUUAAAUAUU